AUGAUGGGGAUCUUUUUGGCGUAUGUUGGAUUUGUCUUCUUUUCUGUUUUAUAUGUGCAGCAAGGCCUUUCUUCUCAAGCAAAAUUCACUGAGUUUCCGCGCAACGUGACCGCGACCGAGGGGCAGAAUGUGGAGAUGUCCUGCGCUUUCCAAAGCGGCUCGGCUUCCGUGUACCUGGAGAUCCAGUGGUGGUUCCUGCGGGGCCCCGAGGACCUGGAGCCCGCGGCCGAGGUGGCGGGUGCGCAGGUGGAGCUCCUGCCCGACCGAGACCCCGACAACGACGGGACCAAGAUCAGUACAGUGAAGGUCCAAGGCAACGACAUCUCCCACAAGCUUCAGAUUUCCAAAGUGAGGAAAAAGGACGAAGGCUUGUAUGAGUGCAGGGUUACAGACGCCAACUACGGGCAGCUCCAGGAGCACAAGGCCCAGGCCUACCUGAAGGUCAACGCCAACAGCCACGUGCGGAGGGCGCAGGCCUUCGAAGCCUCGCCCAUGUGGCUGCAAGACAUGAAGCCCCGAAAGAAUGUCUCGGCGGCCGCCCCCAGCAGCAUCCACAGCUCUGCGAACCAGCGACUGCCCCCCACCUCCAGCCCUCAAGCGGUAGCCAAAAUCCCCAAGCAAAGUCCACAAUCAGCAAAGAGCAAAUCGCCUGUAAAAUCUACGGAGCGGACAGCAAAGUUGACCCUAAACUCCAAGCACCACUCUGCACCCACUGUAGUCUAAUUCCCCAGACCAGGAGCACCUGCUUCCAGAAGCGUAAACGAAGAGGCUCUCACUGCUUUGUUCUUAGUUUUCUCGGCAGAUCCCUGCUCUUUCCUUCCGAGAGAAUUAGUGUGAAGUGAUAGGACAUUUUCUAACAGCAAGAUCUAUUUUGUUUCCUUUUCUUCCGGCUACUUAAAGCAUCAUCUCACCGACUGCUCAGGGGUUGGCCUGAACGUCAUCGGGAUAGCAAAUAUUUACUCUGGACGUCACUAGUUCCUACUAAAAGACCCAUUAUCUGCAGGAAGCAAACAGAGAUCAAAAGACUACAGAGCAUAAACUAUCAUCAAGCGACACCCCCGUUUUGUGGGGGGGGGCAAGAACAAAAUGUCAACACUGCGAGCCAACAAGGAGAACAUUCUUUUAAAUGAGAAAUCAUACAAGAAA
This is a messenger RNA of Molossus molossus (Pallas's mastiff bat), 1146 nucleotides long. RefSeq names its product V-set and transmembrane domain containing 2A (gene VSTM2A). NCBI's taxonomy places the organism in Eukaryota, Metazoa, Chordata, Mammalia, Chiroptera, Molossidae. The coding region runs from base 1 to 723 and encodes 240 amino acids. The record is from RefSeq and is a predicted model, not a curated record. The transcript has 5 exons.